GUUGAACAUUUUACAUCAAUAACAACACAUUAUCAAUUAUUAUUAUUAUUUUUUAUUUUAUCUUAUACAUCAUACAUCAGUUGCAAGUCAUUUAUUUUUUUUGUGAAAGAAUACAUUUAGAUGAAAGUGGUCUUCUAUUAGUUUUAUUAGUUGAACAAUUCCUUCCAUUACCAUUAAAUAAACAAUUAUUACCUAAAUAUUUACCAUUAAUUUUAUAA
Molecule: messenger RNA, 218 nt
Organism: Rotaria sp. Silwood1
Lineage: Eukaryota; Metazoa; Rotifera; Eurotatoria; Philodinida; Philodinidae
Source: the annotation of a GenBank genome assembly